This is a messenger RNA of Didymodactylos carnosus, 688 nucleotides long. NCBI's taxonomy places the organism in Eukaryota, Metazoa, Rotifera, Eurotatoria, Philodinida, Philodinidae. The record is from the annotation of a GenBank genome assembly.
AUGAUGAGCAUGGAGCGUUUUGCAACAGAGGAACAUUUGGCCAAAAAGAUCUUAUUGGACAUAUCAGUUCCAAUCGUCACUCGUUAUUAUGGAGAAUUAAUAACCUAUUAUUACAGUAUUGAUUUUUCAUUACAUAAUAAAACCGAACAAAAAAUAGCACCAAAUGGACUAACAGAUAAGACAAAUCAAAAUGCUGAUACGUAUGGCGAUCUCGAUCGUUAUUAUCAACAAAUAUGUGGGUGUAAUACAAUAAACAAAUGUAUUGCUGUUUAUCGUCGAUGCAUUAUACGUAAUCAUAUGUAUCAUUCAUUGUUUAUAAUAAACAUCAAACAUCAGUUAGUUAUUUUGUUCAAUAUUGUGUUAACAAUGACAAUAAACAACAUCGUUUUGGGAUAAUUAAAUUAUUUUUUCCUCGCUUAAAUAAAACAUGAGAUGUGUGGACAAAGUGUCUAAAGGCGAAUUGACGAAUCGCAACUUUUAAGCGUAAAAAUCAUGCAACAAUUCACGUUUUACCCUUAUUUUACGAAUUCGUACCGAAUUGAUGCGAACUGUAUCGAAUUCGUACAGAUACUCUUAAAAACUUUUACGAAUUCUACUUGCGAAUUCGUAAACAGAGAAUAGAUCAAACACGAUGCUGAUCAAUUCGCAAAUAAUUCGUAAAAUUAGUUUACGAAUUCGUGUUCACUGU